Molecule: messenger RNA, 852 nt
Organism: Bombus pyrosoma
Lineage: Eukaryota; Metazoa; Arthropoda; Insecta; Hymenoptera; Apidae
Product: fatty acyl-CoA reductase 1-like
Exons: 4
Coding region: 1-852 (283 amino acids)
Biological process (GO): long-chain fatty-acyl-CoA metabolic process
Cellular component (GO): peroxisome
Molecular function (GO): alcohol-forming very long-chain fatty acyl-CoA reductase (NADP+) activity
Source: RefSeq, a predicted model, not a curated record
AUGUGUGACAAAUUGGACAAAACUUCGAUAAACAUAAUAGAAAAUAGGAUUUCAAAAACUUAUCCAAAUACAUACACAUUCAGUAAGAAUUUAGCAGAGCAGAUUGUAGCAAGCAAGAGUAAACACUUGCCACUUGCGAUAGUACGACCAAGCAUAAUUGGUGCCUCUCUGGUAGAACCAUGUCCUGGUUGGCAACAGAAUCUUUCUGCAUUUACAGGUACAUUUCUGCUAAUCGGCAAAGGGUGUGCAACAGCGAUACGAGGUAAGAGAGAUGCAAGAUUGGAUGUUAUGUCUGUCGAUUUCGUAGUCGACACGACAAUAUGUACUGCAUGGCAUGUCACGCUACAUCGUGAUCAUGAAGUUAAAGUAUACAACUGCACGAGUAACGCAUGCCCUUUUAAGUGGGGUCCGAUGAUAGAUGCUAUGGUAAAGUGUAGCAUAGAAAUGCCGCUGAACGAUACACUAUGGUACCCGGGUUGUUUAAUCGUAGCUAAUAAAUAUAUUUACAACGUUCUGAGUGUAAUUUCGCGUGUUUUGCCUGCGUUCGUUAUAGAUAUGUUUUUAAGACUUCGAGGUAGUAAACCAAUAAUGAUGAAACUUCUAAAAAGUGGCAUUAAGUUAUUCACAGUGAUAGGAUUUUUCACCACGCACGAAUGGACUUUUCAAAGGGAUAACUGUUCCGACUUGGCGAGGAAGGUGAAAAUGUUGAAGGACAGCGAUAUGGUCAGACUAGAUUUACGGGAUAUGAAUUGGGAGAAGUAUGUUGCAAAUUACCAGAUGGGAAUUAGGAAAUUUAUUCUGAAACAAGACUUUAAAUCAACAGCCCGACAACGAUUAUCAAGGUGCGUAUAA